This is a messenger RNA of Prorocentrum cordatum, 239 nucleotides long. The record is from the annotation of a GenBank genome assembly. Lineage: Eukaryota; Dinophyceae; Prorocentrales; Prorocentraceae.
GCCGCCCUGCGGACGCUGACCGCGGCACUCGAGCAGCUGAUGGCCGGGUGGUGCCAGCUCUGCCUGCCGCUCAGAGCGUCCAGGGGCUGGACAUGGGCUUCGAGCGGCGCGCCAACUCCGCGGGGCCGAUGGUGUCCGCCCUGCUGGACAAGGCGAUGGGCCUUCUCCGGCAGGCGCCCGACGUCGUGGUGGCGAGGCAGCUGGAGUCGUUGCUGCAGCACGGUGCCAAGCAGAAGGAC